UGAAGAACCACUGGGGACACGUUUCCGUCGUCACCAUGAGAAGAAUAUCCGUUGUGAGAAAAUCGUUGGCGCACCCACGUUAGAAAGCACCGUUAGAGAAACACGGCAAUCGAUGCACUGUCGAACUUCCCCUGUGCCUCCAACACUACAUGGCGUCAUCUGUGUCGUUCCACCUCGAGCUGCGCAAUGGCCAUUUCGUGGACGCAGACGGUCGCGUGGUGCUCCUUCGAGGCGUGAACCUUGGCGGGUCCACCAAGGUGCCGUCGUCAGCUCCAGGUAGUACGUCCAUCUCGUUUGUGAACAGGCCGUUCCCGUUGACCGAAGCCGACGAACACUUCAGUCGGUUGCAGCGAUGGGGCUUCAACUGCAUUCGAUUCCUCGUGACGUGGGAAGCCAUUGAGCAUGCAGGACCUGGCAUCUACGACACGGAAUACUUGGCAUACGUCCGCGCGAUUCUCGUCGUUGCACGUAAAUACGGCAUGUACAUCUACAUCGACCCCCAUCAAGAUGCCUGGUCGAGAUGGACGGGCGGCGACGGCGCACCCCUAUGGACUCUGACGGAUUUGGGCCUGAACCCAGCUAACUUCGAUGUCACCAAGGCAGCUUUGUGCGCAGACUCCACGACAGACUACCCCAAGAUGGUGUGGCCCACGAACAACUUCAAGUUCGCGUGUGCCACCCUGGCGACCCUCUUCUGGGCUGGCAACCUGUGCGUUAUCCUUGCGGCAUCGUAAUUGUUGUCUUGACGAGCAGUGGUGCAUUAGCCUCGCCCCGGGCGUGCUGCUGCAUGGAGAGCCUGUCCAAGACGUACUACAGCGCCAUUACAUUAACUCGAUGGUGCAAUUGGCCCAUGCUGUGGCUGACCUCGAUCACGUCAUGGGCUUUGGUACGUCACUCUGGUGUUCUCGUUGGACUGUAGCGCUCCUCGCAGGAUCGAUGAACGAGCCCGUGACGGGGUACAUUGGUGUCGCCGACAUCGAGCAGCACUUUACCGCGAACGAAUUCAAGCUCGGGUAUGCGCCGACCCCUUUCCAGGGCAUGUGCCUUGCCAAUGGGAUCGAUUGCAAGGUCGAAGUGUGGUCAACAGGCAUCAACCAGUACAUCUUGGGCAGGAGUGAUCGGAAAGAGAGCGUAGCCGUGAAUGGGGUGCGCGCGUGGAAGGACGGCGUGGGCUGUAUCUGGAAAGAGCUCGGGUUGUAUGACGUGGACCCUGUCUCCAAGAAACCCACGGCCCUCCGCCGCGACUAUUUCCAGAACGUGGACUUUGGUCGCGAUUGCUACGUUCCGUUCGCAACGGCAUAUGCUGCAUCGAUACGCCAGGAAAUGCCGCGUGCAAUGCUGUUUGUCGAGAUGCCGCCAAUGGAGUUCAUGGCAGCACCCUUCCCGACGAUAUCGAUUCCGCGGUCGGUGAAUGCGACUCACUGGUACGACGGUAUCACGCUGUUCUUCCGCGUGUGGUUGCCGUGGUUCACAGUAAACAUGCACACGCCAUGGCCUGUCUUUGGCCGCAAAAGAGUUCGCGUGAGCCAUGUGAAUGCCCUGUCGGCCAUCAAGGCCACGACGACAAGAUGUAUGCCAUCAGACACACCAACUCUGAUCGGCGAGUGCGGAAUCCCUUUCAAUCUCAAUGAUGGCGCGGCAUACGAGACGGGAGAUUUUCAGCCGCAAGUCGACGCCAUGGACAACACGAUUAGCUCGCUGGAGACCAACGUGCUGAACUAUACGCUGUGGUGCUACACAUCCGACAACACGAACCAAACUGGAGACAACUGGAACUUGGAGGACUUUAGCUUGUUCAGCCGCGAUCAAGCCGUUGGAAGCACGGAUCGAGAUGCAGGUGGCCGCGCCAAGCAGGGGUAUGUCCGUCCCGCCGCGUGGAGAGUUCAAGGAGUUCCGACCAAGUCAUUUUUUGACUUGGAAAGCAUUUUGUACACCCUCGAGUUUGUCACAAACGGCGCAGCUGUGGACGCGCCAACAGUGAUCUAUGUGCCCCGAACAGUGCAUUUUCAAGAUGGCGUCGGCGUCACGGUGUCGGAUGGGACGUUUUCGAUAGAGCACUUGGACGGCUAUGACUUGGUGCACUACUGCCACGACCCCAACCUGCCGAGCCAUUCGGUCGUGAUUAAGCGUAAUCAUAUCUAGUUCGACGUUUUAUGGGCGCGGCAGUGA
Aphanomyces invadans is the source of this 2169-nucleotide messenger RNA. RefSeq lists its product as hypothetical. Gene Ontology annotation, molecular function: beta-glucosidase activity. The record is from RefSeq and is a predicted model, not a curated record. The transcript has 4 exons. The coding region runs from base 589 to 2142 and encodes 517 amino acids. Lineage: Eukaryota; Oomycota; Saprolegniomycetes; Saprolegniales; Verrucalvaceae.